UGGAAGGACCGUUGGACACAGCGCGUGAUCGGGACAAGGGUGAUAACGAAUCUCAAAAUGGAUUUCAAUUCAAUUGAUUUUACAAAGCCUCCUCCGGGGUGGCCAUUCACCGCCACAUCUGCACCUCCAAACCCGCAGCUAGUUGAGGAGGUGACAGUUAUGCGUAGUCGCAGAUUCAUGGCUCCAAUUUCUCAACAACAACCAAUGCUUUGCCGUUCAAGUGAUAGUCUGAACAAUCCUCAAGUGGUAAGUGGACCACAAAGCAUUGCCCGUGCUGAAGAGCCUUUGAAUAUGGGGUCGGAAAUUGUGAAUCCCCACUCUUCAGCAACAUUUCCUAAUCUACAAGCCCUACAAUGGCAACCUAAUUUUGCUGCAGUGGGCAAUGGACAGAAUGUGAGAAUGCAAUCUGAAGAGGCAGCGACAUUCCAUGUGCCACAGAUUAAAGCAUCCCACUCCGUACCUAACGCUGGUAGUGCAGCCAAGACAGACCAGCCGCUCAAUCUUGUGACCCGGCAACAGAACCCAUGGCAACCUAGUAAUGCUGCAGAGUGCAACACCCAGAAUCCAAUUGUGAACCAGCCACUACACCUACCCCAACAACCAUCUUCUUGGCGUCCAAGUGAUGCGCCAGUACAAUGGCAUCCUAAUUUUGCUGCAGUGGGCAAUGGCCAGAAUGUGAGAAUGCAAUCUGAAGAGGCAGGAACAUUCCAUGUGCCACAGAUGAAAGCAUCCCACUCCGUACCUAAUGCUGAUGUACGUGCUGUAGCCAAGACAGGCCUGUCGCUCAAUCUUGGGACCCGGCAACAGAACCCAUGGCAACCUAGUAAUGCUGCAGUGGGCAAUGCCCAGAAUGUGAUUAUGCAAUCUGAAGAGGCAGGAACAUUCCAUGUGCCACAGAUGAAAGCAUCCCACUCCGUACCUAAUGCUGAUGCACGUGCUGUAGCCAAGACAGACCUGUCGCUCAAUCUUGGGACCCGGCAACAGAACCCAUGGCAACCUAGUAAUGCUGCAGAGUGCAACACCCAGAAUCCAAUUUCGAACCAGCCACUACACCUACCCCAACAACCAUCUUCUUGGCGUCCAAGUGAUGCGCCAGUACAAUGUCAACUUAAUGAUGCUGCAGAGGGCAACGCACAGAAUGUAGUUAUGAACCAGCCACAAUGUCUGCCAACACAACCAUCUUCUUCCAAACCGGAAAUCCGAAAGUACAAUUUGAGAAGCCAGAUGAUUAAUGCUAAGGCAACAACUUCGAGAAAUGUUGAUGUGGCAGGACCAAGUAAAAAUGUAUAUACAUUUUCUUCGUCCGAUGAUGAUUCAGAUGUUGGACUCCCCAAGAGAGGCAAGUCCUCAAAACUGUCCCUUAAAGGGACCAAGAAGGUUGUGAAACAGGCUGUUACAAUUGAUUCAUCCAGUGACGAUGAUGCCAAGCCAACAAUGCCUGGAAACAAAGAUGAUCAACAUAAUGUUGAAAUGAUUGACGAAUCCAGUGACAGUGACAUUCAAGAUUUUCCGGUUUUAAAAGAAGUAGAAGAUCUACUGAACCGUCCAAGUGCUCUUGACACUGUAGAUGGCAUGAGCAGACAAUGCAUUUUGGCCUACUUCUCCUGUUUCAAACCUGAGUCAAAAACCCUCUCCGACCUGCCACAGUUGCAGCCUGUGGAGGAUGAGUCACAUUUUUUUAGUUUGCUUGACAAUUUGCCACAUUGGCUGCGUAGUAAGAUCAAGAAAUUGUACCAAAAGGCUAAGGCUUCCUUUUUAAAGUAACUUCUCAUUUUCUGUGGUUGUUCACUUUGUUUUUAACUGUGUGAUUUGUUUGUUUAAUGGGAAUCUUUUGUAAGUUGCACUCUCUUAGGGAAGUGCAGUUUUUGGGAAUUUGGUUUUUAAGCUUGCUUUUGAUCAUGUCUAUUUUCUCCUUUUUAGUUUUGACUUUCUGGUUUUUGAUAAAGAAUUUUGGAGAUUUUUGAACACAGAGGAAGUUCUGUCCUCCGUGGUUGGUCACUUUAUUUUUAACUCUGUGAUUCGUUUGUUUAAUGGGGAUCAUUUGUAAGUUGCUUUCUCUUCGAGAAGUGCUGAUUUUGGAAAUUAUGUUCCAAUUGUUUUUUAAGCUUACUUUUGUUCAUUUCUAUUACUUCUUUUUAGUUUUGACUUUCUGGUCUUUUGAUAAAGAAUUUUAGAGAUGUUUGAACACAGAGGAAGUUCUGUCAUUCUCCAUGUGUUUCUGUGGUGGUUCACUUUAUUUUUAACUCUGUGAUUCGUUUGUUUAAUGGGAAUCAUUUGUAAGUUGCACUCUCUUCGAGAAGUGCUGAUUUUGGAAAUUAUGUUACAAUUGUUUUUUAAGCUUACUUUUGUUCAUUUCUACUACUUCUUUUUAAUUUUGACUUUCUGGUCUUUUGACAAAGAUGUUAAUAGAUUUUUGAGGAAGUUAUCAUUCUGUCCUUCUCUAUGUGUAAUGAAGGUUACUUGUAUGGUGUUUGCAUGACCACUUUCUUCAAUUAAGAUGGUUGCUAAAAUAAUAUGAAUGGCCAUGCCCUUCCUUGAUAAUCAUUGAAAUAAAACUCAUUUCUCACUUACAUUUCUAUCUGUCUUAAGUAUGCCUGCCCUGCGCCUUGUGCCCCAACUCUGUUGACAAGACCACAAUUGCACAUAUUAUAAGAUGAAGUGAUUACUGGUCGAGGUUAAAGUACGCACAUCAAAUCUGAUGGCAUGUUCAUGAAUCUAAAUUUA
Molecule: messenger RNA, 2724 nt
Organism: Thrips palmi
Lineage: Eukaryota; Metazoa; Arthropoda; Insecta; Thysanoptera; Thripidae
Exons: 17
Coding region: 58-1764 (568 amino acids)
Source: RefSeq, a predicted model, not a curated record